This is a messenger RNA of Closterium sp. Naga37s-1, 984 nucleotides long. NCBI's taxonomy places the organism in Eukaryota, Viridiplantae, Streptophyta, Zygnematophyceae, Desmidiales, Closteriaceae. The record is from the annotation of a GenBank genome assembly.
AUGGUGGCGGAUGGCGAUGCGCUCAUCAACUUGGCUCACAACUUCUUCUUUGGUGAUGCCCUGCUCCUCGCUGCCGGCUGCCAGGUCUGCCCCACUCAGAUCACCCAACCCAACAAUUUCGUCCUGGGGGACACCUUUGAUGUGCUUGCCGGGAAGUGCAACACUGCUGCAGCAAUUGGUCUGCGAGAUAUCUCAGUGGCGGGGGCGGGCAAGGAGGCGAGGGUGAGUGUGGCGGGCAACUGCCUCACGCUCAGUGCGGACGCGGAGUGCGCAGCGAACGCCACCCAGCGCAGCACGGCAGCCUGCCAGGCGUUCUGCAGCAUCACGGACAAUGGCCCGUGUGACGGCCAUGGGGAGUGUGUGCCGCCUGCCCCCGCCUCCCCCUCCAACUUCACCUGCCUCUGCCACGCCGGCUACUCUGCCCUUGACUUGGGCAACGGCUCCACCUGCGCUGUGGUCAACUCUACCACCACCACUGUGUCCUCGCUAUCAACGGGCGCCAUAGUGGGCAUUGCGGUGGGCUGCUUUGCUGGCUUCGUUCUGCUGGCUGCUGUGCUCUCAUGCCUGCUGUGGCCCCGCGGACCAAAAGUGGGAGGGGCUGGAAGUGCAAUGAAGAAGAUGGAGGAGUAUGCACUGGAUGAGCUCAAAGACAGCAAGCUGGAAGCAAGCGAGGAGGCCAUAGUGGCAUUUGCCGACCUCGCUUUGGACUGCGUCAAGAUGCCGGGCACACGGCGGCCCGACAUGAAGGCUGUGGCUCACUCCCUCAGCGCCCUCAUUGACAAGUUCUGCCCGGACAAGGAGCCAUGCGAGUUCGUGGAAAACCUGUCAUUUACAGGGAGCGAAGUCAGCCAGUCUGGGGCUCUCUCCAAAAGGUCUAUAGCGUCUGGUAGCCUCAAUCGGAGUGGCAGAUUCCUUAGUGGCCUUGGUUCCACGUUCCGUGGUCUGGGCAGCUGGGCGCAGUUUCGAUUGUCAGGAAGAUACUAA